AACAUGCCUUUCAGAAUUUGCUCACCGCAGCUAAUUUUCUAUGUUUACGAUCGUCAUUUCCUUUAACUGACUCUGGUAAAUAAUAAAGGCCAAGAAUUCUGAUUCGCCGCUUUUCUGUUGAUUAACAGAUAGCCUGAAUAGGGGAGGAAAUGGAACCAGGUGGAUUGAACACACAGUGGCUAAGUUUCUCGUAAGAUCGGCAACUUAGCGUUUCAAACACCAAUCACUCAUGAGGAUUAUGAACCUACUCUGAAGCAACGUGUUUCGGAUAGUCAAACUGGAAAAUCUUGUGAGGAUUUUUUGGAAAACAAAACGAGCUCGUAAAUUAAUGAUACGCCGAAGUCAUUGAAAGCUUGAACGAAGCGACCUAAUCGUUUAAAUAAUAUAUGGCAUCCUCGCCUUUAAGAAACUCCAGCACCGAAGUUUCGCUUCCAAAUCGAACCAUGGAGCAUCAAGGAAAUGACAGCAGUGUACGAGGGCAUCAAGGUGAACUCUUCGACCCUCUAACGUACAAAAUUAUGGUCAUCACGUUCUUUUCUGUGAUCUUUGCGUUUGGUUUUCUCGGCAAUGUGUCAGUGCUUGGAACGAUUUUAAAAUUGAAACAAUUAAGAAAUCCUUGUGGCUUUUUAAUUGGCACUAUCGCUUUGGCGGACCUAGGUGUCGCCUUAAUAGCUGCUCCCUUAAGAAUUGCUGAAUUGUACCUUCAGGGAUGGCCAUUCGGAGAUGCACUUUGUAGACUUAUCGUCCCACUUCAAGAUGUGUUGGUGUGCGUUUCGGUGGUGACUCAUUCAACAAUCGCUUGGGAGAGGUAUAGAGCCACUGUAACUCCGUUCAAGCCCCUGCUAUCAGCGACGAAGAUCAAAUUUGUCAUCUUGGGAAUAUGGGUAUCUUGCUACGUCUUCAGCGGACUGCCACUGGUGAUUCCGCUGAAGUUGCAGCACUUUAAGGGAGCUCUGCAUUGCCUUCCAGCUUGGUCCGACCUUUAUCGCAGAAUAUAUGAAAUCUAUCUGGUGCUGGUGUUCAUCGUGGCUCAGCUUCUCAUUCAGAGUUAUGCCUAUGUGAGCGUCAUCCGAACCCUCAGGAAAAAGAGUGAUAUACUUCAGAUAGCCGAAAAAGAUCGGAAAAUCUCAACGGCUUCAGGCGCGUCGAUUCCGUUUAACUCGAGCGCCCCGUGCGCCGCAAUGGUCGCGCGGAUGAAACGGAAGCGAAAGCUGGUGAAAAUGCUUCUGGUUUUGGUGAUAGCUUUUCAGAUUUGUCACCUUCCGCGAGGAGUUACGAUGUUGUAUCGAGAAUUCGCUGAUCCUUCACUAAUUACUCCUACGUUUUAUUACAUCGAUCUUGUAGCUUUGGCGCUAUACUAUCUCAAACACGUUAUAAACCCACUAAUUUUGUUCUCGAUGAGUGGAGACUUUAGAAGUGGAAUCGAAAUAAUUCUCGGCUGUUGUAAAAAGAGAGAGCGAAGUGAAAGUGACACCGAAUCGACAAAACUUGUUACAAGGCGUUUAGAGGACACACCACCACUCGAGAGAGGAGUGAACAUUUUAGAGACAACAGUCUAAAAUCAAACUUUCUCGACGUAGUGUUAGCGACAAAAACAAAAUUAAGAAACAAGAAAAAUUUAAAAUUCUAUUCUAUUCAAAAUUCGAAAUGCGAAUGAAACCAUUCGCGAUGGAAAUUGACCAAUACUCGCUUCCUAGUCUAAAUUAUGGUUUUAUUGACAUGAAAAGUUUUAUUAACUUGAUUUAAAGAAAACUUUAAUUCCUCCAUGGCAUAAUAUAUUAUAACAAACUGUUCAAAGACAAAUGAUUUCUACAAUUUUCAAAGUUAUGUAAGACCAUUAUCAAAAGCCAUAUUUAAUUUCGUUUAUGUAAAGAAGUUUGAAGUCGGACAAGAAGUUUGAGUGAAAAAUUAAUAGCUUGAAGGAAGUGUGUUCCGGUUAAAUUGUGGUGAAUUAAUUAAGUGCUCACCUGUUUGUUGAAAGCCGCUGCAAAGCGGGGGUGGGAAGAUAAUUAGCGGAUAAGACAGAACA
This is a messenger RNA of Pocillopora damicornis (cauliflower coral), 2029 nucleotides long. Its product is annotated as orexin receptor type 2. Gene Ontology annotation, cellular component: plasma membrane. Gene Ontology annotation, biological process: G protein-coupled receptor signaling pathway. NCBI's taxonomy places the organism in Eukaryota, Metazoa, Cnidaria, Anthozoa, Scleractinia, Pocilloporidae. Gene Ontology annotation, molecular function: G protein-coupled receptor activity. The record is from RefSeq and is a predicted model, not a curated record.